AGGCGGCGAUUCUUCUUUCCUGUCUGAUUUUUCCCCAGUUUGCCUUUCUCCUGUUUUUUUUUUUUUUUCCCAACUUUUUUGUUCCUUUUUUAAUUAAAAAAGAAGAACAGAGCGAGUGUGUCGGGGAAGGAUUCUCUCGGCAGGUGGUAGGUGCCAGGUGGUGUGCUAAACCUGCAGGGAACGUAAAGAACGCCAUAACUGAGGUUGCCCGAAGACGGCCUAGUUGUUAGAGAGAUGGCGACCGCGGCUGCAGCUUCGCUCCGCCACGUGGCAACUGCUCACUGUAUCGCCUGGACGUCAGCAGCGGCGGCUACCAAUUCGACACGUCUCCAGGCUUCUGCUCGGGGAUUUCCGUUGAGGUUGUGUGCGUCGCAGCGGUCGGGAUCCCUAUCACUCUCUUUUGCCGCGAGGAAGAGUGUGUGGAAAGUCUCUACGCGGAGGACGACAGUCAGAUGCAGUGCGGAUGCAUCUGGAGCUGCUACGGCUGAGGUUGACUCCGCUGUGCUUGAAAAAGUGAUGGAUGUUAUUGCUGAGAAGUCUGGAGUUGAGAGGGACCAGGUUAAGCCAGAAAGUGGGUUCGACGAGCUGGAAAUUGAUUCUCUUGAUCAGGUGGAUAUUAUGAUGAGUUUGGAGGACGAAUACGGAAUCAGCCUGGGAGAGGAGAAUGCUGCCAAGUUGACAUCUGUCAUGGAUGUGGCAAAAUUGAUUGCCGAGGAGCUGAAGAAGCCCAAGGCAUAAUACAGCCCGAGGAAUUCAUAGGCGGACUUGACUCCUGAAUGGCUCGGGAGACUUCCCGACCGACAUGUAUUUUUGUGCGUCUGGAUGUGAUGUGUCUCAGCAGCUCAGAACAGAACCUUGUAAUUUCUCCCAAUUCUGUCUUUAAAAGUAACUCUUUCAGUUCGGGUCCUGUUCCAUUUAGCGGCUAAUUGUUUCAGACACAGUGCUGCUUGGACCAUUGUUCCAGACAGUCCCGUUCGGGGACACUGUCUCUUGGAGUGCAGUGGUGGGAUGGUCGUAUGUUGCUGUGGGUUUGAGUCUUGGGGCUUGUUCUCAACAUGUCCUUGGGUUUGUUGUCUAGGAGGUAUCUCCUUGGGUGCAGAGUGGAGACCACUUAUGUGGUCAAAUGUUCAAACGGCUCAAUUGUACAGAAAACUGGUAGUCGUACCUGUUAUGCUGUACUUCCAGCCCUGAUGCCCCCCACAGCAAUGAUAUGAGAAAGGGGGGGAAGGGGAAACAUGACUUCAGAUUAUGUGCCCGUUGCUUGGGGCUUUUGAAAGUC
Molecule: messenger RNA, 1279 nt
Organism: Chara braunii
Lineage: Eukaryota; Viridiplantae; Streptophyta; Charophyceae; Charales; Characeae
Source: the annotation of a GenBank genome assembly